Aspergillus puulaauensis is the source of this 918-nucleotide messenger RNA. RefSeq lists its product as uncharacterized. Lineage: Eukaryota; Fungi; Ascomycota; Eurotiomycetes; Eurotiales; Aspergillaceae. The record is from RefSeq and is a predicted model, not a curated record. The transcript has a single exon. The coding region runs from base 1 to 918 and encodes 305 amino acids.
AUGAAAAAUAAUCCGCCAUAUCAACGCGGCUUCAAGAAGCAGUCGCCUCCCCAUAUACGGACCAUAAAACUGACGCGUGAGAAUGGAUCUCCCACCGACGUUUCACCCGGCACGUUCCAAACAUACCUCAAAGAUCCCAUCGCUCUAUACCAAAUGCUCUAUAAAACCCAACAGCACGACCAAUCCGUGAUUGAAAACCUGAACGAUGAGCUAGACCUGGCCGAGGACGAGCUAAAGCGCACCCGGACAGACCAGCAGUCCUUGGAAGUCUUCCAGACUGACCAAGGGGCAGCGCAAUGGUUAAAGAACGUGGGAGACAACGAGCCACCCAUUCAUUACUCUGAGGUGAAUAAUCAACGAGUGAGCGGCGAGGCACCGAAGUGCCAAAAGCAAUCUCUUGAGGGGAGACUGAGUUCGAAAAUAGCCGGCGUGGACAGCAAGUUAGACGACUUGCUGGCGGCACAGUCCGCGAGUCAGGAUAACGCGGUUGGGAUUCAGCAACAACUCUACAAGGCUAUGCAGCAUUUAGGGCUGUCGAUGAGAGAGUUCACAGAUACGAUUCUGGAGCGUGUUUCCUGGGCAGUGAACGACGAGUUGGAGAAGCUUUUCCACCUCUCCGAAUUCCCCUCAGAGCAAGCCGGUUUCCUCAGCAAAACAAAUGACCCGGGACUGCAGUUCCAGUUAUCGCUUGCUGAAGAAAUUGCAUACAAGCAGGCGAUGAGCGAGGCUGCAAACGUCUCACAGCUGUCAUCUGAGGAAGUCAGCGAAGAAGCUGAAAUGGCCACGGAGCAGACCGAACCCGAGCCUGACCAUCCCGUUGAGGAAAAGCAUGAUCCAUAUGAAGACUUGGUGAGGGCCUUGAUGGCGCAGGCUAAAGAAAAUGAGGCCAGGGAACGCGCUUUAAACGAAUCCGUCUAG